Parascedosporium putredinis is the source of this 1245-nucleotide messenger RNA. The record is from the annotation of a GenBank genome assembly. NCBI's taxonomy places the organism in Eukaryota, Fungi, Ascomycota, Sordariomycetes, Microascales, Microascaceae.
AUGUCGCGUGCAUUCACACCCCUACUAUGGGGCGAGAAUGGUCUAGAGACCAAUAUCACAGGCAGCCCAUCUCUUGGCAGCGUGAAGCGUUUCCAAGCGAACAGCACCAUGACGACAACCGUUACCCCGAAGCCCAUGAAGUUCGCCGGCCACCUAUUCCAGUUCUUCGAUAUGGAAGCCUUCAGGAUGUCCGCACCUGGCUACGACGAUGCGGAAUAUCCCGGUGAUGGAUUACGAUCUGGAUUUGGGCGAGACCUCGCGAGCCGCAGAAUGAACGAGAGACGGAGAGCCUCAGCCCUAGAGGCGAUGGACAGUGACUUGACAUAUAAAACGCGUAAGCGGCCCCGGAGCCAUUCGUCUCGGCAGCUCCUCCACGAGGAUCGGGACCCGCCGGUAGCCAUUAGCGCGACAAAAGCCUAUCCGCAUUGGAAUUGCCAGCAAACUGCAUGCAAGCUUAUCGCCAAAGCAUGGGUCAAGGCUGUAGAGCCGAAAAAGCAGUCUCACCACCCAUAUACCGGCAAGGACGAAAAGGCACCGGAUUGGUGGCCGAAGCCAUGGGGCACAAUGAAGGAUGAGCGAGUUCGUCACAAAGAACCCGACCACCUCUAUAAGAAAGAGCGUGUGCACCUUCUUGCCCAUAUUCUACGAUUAAUCGUGGAUCCUAGCCAUAAGCAGCACCCGGAUGUGCAGAAAUCGUGUCUGAAUGUCAAGAAACUUGAGGAGGUUACCGCAGAGGCGCUUUCAAGCUUCUUCUCCGAUCCGGAAAAUCCUGGCAAUAAUAAGAAGCGGCCAUACUUGACCGAGAUCUUCAAGGUUGCCCGUUUUGAAGAACGAUAUAGGAAUGGCGAAAUUGAUGGCGAUACAGAAGUCUUCGUCAUGGCUGACGACAAAAUCCCCGAGUAUUACCAACCGGAGGCAGACAAUUCCGUCAAAGGGCGGGAGAAGCAGGAAGAGCAGGAUGCGGUGGCAGGUCAUCGUGGUCUCACCCCGUCCAAGGCUGUAGCUCCACUUGCGAUGAUAUCGACAAGCAGUGCUGGGGCGAGCAAUGCCGGAAACGGCAUGACGGGCCCACCAUUUUUGUCGGAACUCCCGGUGCGCGGAGGCUCCCAUUUGGGUGCGCAGCUAGUUCAAUCGGACAUGGGCACGGAACAGCAGGCCACAUAUGUCGAGAGCGGUGCCAUUAGCGGGGGGCUUCCCGGUUCCAACAUCAAGCUAGAAUCCCUCUCCCGACAGCAUAUGCAGUGA